AGAAACUUUCUCCUCUUUUCUCUCCUAUAAAUACAUCCCACCCCAAUUCCCUCUUCAUUUCAUUCAUUCUCAGUUUCGAAGCUAUUAGGAAAUAUUCAUGCCUCCCCCUGCAAUGGCAAUGGAAAACGACGACGUAAUAAGAGAAACUGAUGAGUUCCAGAAAGGCGUAAAGCAUCUUUCGGAGAAUGGAGUUAGCAAACUUCCGGAUAAGUAUAUAUUGCCUGUUUCGGAUCGACCCAAUGUACAUAAGGACCAUCUGAAUGUGUCUAAGUCGAGUAUCCGACUGCCGGUGAUCGAUUUCGGCGAAUUACAAGGCCGAAAUCGAUCCCGAGUCCUCGACUCCCUCUCCUACGCUUGUGAGGAAUACGGGUUUUUUCAGGUGGUGAAUCACGGCAUCCCCAUUGAAGUUAUAAGAAGGAUGAACGAUGUGAGCAGCAGGUUCUUUGGGCUACCCUACGAGGAAAGAGCAAAGUACAUGUCGUCCGACAUGACCUCGCCUGUUCGAUACGGGACUAGCUUGAACCAGAUCAAAGAUUCAGUUUUCUGCUGGAGAGAUUUCUUGAAGCUCUUGUGCACUCCGUUAUCGGAUGUUCUUCCUCAUUGGCCUUCCUCUCCCACGGACUUCAGGGAAGUGGCGGCUACCUACGCAAAGGAAACCAAGUGGUUGUUUCUAAGGGUCACGGAGGCCAUCUUGGAGAGCCUGGGCCUGUGGGAUGCCACCGCCACCGCACCGGAAGAUGAUGAAAUAAUGAAGCAAUUCAAUGAAGGAAGCCAGCUGAUGGUAGUUAACUGUUUCCCUCCUUGCCCGGAACCCGACCUCACCUUAGGAAUGCCGCCGCACUCCGAUUACGGAUUCUUGACCCUUCUUCUCCAGGACCAAGUCCAAGGCUUACAAAUCCAACACAAAGGGAAAUGGAUCACCGUUGAACCAAACGCCGAUUCAUUCGUCGUUAAUGUCGGCGAUCACCUCGAGAUAUUUAGCAAUGGAAGAUACAAAAGUGUGCUGCAUAGGGUAUUUGUGAACCCAGAAAAGCCACGGCUAUCGGUGGCCUCAUUGCAUAGUCUGCCAUUCAAUAGCAUGGUCGGACCGUCGCCUAAACUGAUUGACGAAGGGAACCCAAGGCGUUAUAAAGAAACAGAUUUUGCCACUUUUCUUGAAUACAUUUCGUCUUGUGAGCCCAAGAUGAAGAAUUUCUUGGAGUCUAGGAAAUUGACAUGAAAACCAUUGGAA
Molecule: messenger RNA, 1231 nt
Organism: Hibiscus syriacus
Lineage: Eukaryota; Viridiplantae; Streptophyta; Magnoliopsida; Malvales; Malvaceae
Product: protein DMR6-LIKE OXYGENASE 1-like
Exons: 4
Coding region: 98-1219 (373 amino acids)
Source: RefSeq, a predicted model, not a curated record